Toxotes jaculatrix (banded archerfish) is the source of this 2542-nucleotide messenger RNA. RefSeq names its product aspartoacylase (gene aspa). Bases 630 to 1571 code for a protein of 313 amino acids. The transcript has 6 exons. The record is from RefSeq and is a predicted model, not a curated record. Gene Ontology annotation, molecular function: hydrolase activity, acting on ester bonds; hydrolase activity, acting on carbon-nitrogen (but not peptide) bonds, in linear amides. Lineage: Eukaryota; Metazoa; Chordata; Actinopteri; Toxotidae.
GCAGACAAAUGUGCAAAAUAUUUUCCUUUUUGUAUAACGCAAAUGGGUUAAGGUUCCAAACCAUCCAACUUGUCUACUCGUAUGAACACCAUGAAUUUAAGAAGACUUAUACUUUUCCAAAAGUUGAAUAUAUAUCUACACAUACUGAGAAAAUGUUUAUUCGGUCCCUAUCUCCUGUAGUGCACAUUUUUAGUUCUUCGUACACUUAUUUUGAAGGUGGCCGGAAAUAAUGUAUCCCGUCAUCUCUAGCUUCAUGGACUACCUGCGAGUUCCGUAAUGUGCCAACAAUGCUUUUUUAAAAUACAGUUUAUUUUGGAAGAACUUUACCGGAAAUACGUAGUUGAUGUUUUGUGUUGCUUUGACAGCCAUAGGUAAACAACAGGAGGAAGCUUGUUAACCGGAGUUUGUGCUGUAACUCGAGAUGCGGAGCACAGCUCAGCGCAUUUUACGCACGGUGACUGACCACAACAAGCCAGCGGGCACGUUACGUAAGCGCGCAGCCACAGCAGGCAUUUAAACAGUGAGUGUGUGAAGCUCCAGACCACAAACUUUCCCUCUGUGCUCCCGAAGCCUCUGACACCAGCGUGUCUCCAUCCGCACUCCGCACAGGUUUUGUUUACCGCACGGACAUGUCUUCUUACAACAACAGCGCGUGCUUUAACGAGGCCAGGAGGGUGGCUAUUUUCGGUGGCACGCACGGGAACGAGAUGUCAGGCGUGACGCUCGUGAACCUGUGGAUGAAGAACAGCGCCGAGAUUCAGAGGAAGAAGGUCGAGACCAAACCCUUCAUCACCAACCCGAAGGCGGUGGAGAAGUGUACCAGAUACGUGGACACGGACCUGAACCGAGCCUUCACCCCGGAAAACCUCAGCGCCCCGGGUGGAGACGACUUGCCCUAUGAGGUGCAGAGAGCCCAGGAGAUCAACAGGAUGUUCGGGCCUAAAGGAAGCCCAGAGGCCUACGAUGUUAUCUUUGACCUCCACAACACGACAUCCAACAUGGGCUGCACUCUGAUUCUGGAAAGCUCCAAAGAUCACUUCAAUCUGCAGAUGAUGAACUACAUCAAGAAAGCCAUCGCUCCAGCCAGUUGUCUUGUCCUCCUGAAUGAACAUCCUCUUCUGAAAUAUUCCACUUCACGCUCUGUGGCCAAGCACCCUGUUGGUCUGGAAGUGGGGCCUCAGCCUCAGGGAGUACUGAGGAGUAACAUCUUUGAAGCCAUGAGGGUAAUACUGAAACACGCCCUGGACUUCAUCGAACUGUUUAAUGAAGGCAUGGAGUUCCCUCCCUGCACAGUGGAAGUUUUCCGGGUCUUGGAGAGGAUCGACUACCCGAGAGACGCCAAUGGAAACAUCAUUGCCAUGGUUCACCCCAAUCUGCAGGACGGUGACUGGGAGCCGCUGAACCCUGGUGACCCUAUGUUCCAAACAUUUGACGGGAAGACCAUCCACUACCAAGGCUCCGGCACCGUCUAUCCCACUUUUAUUAAUGAGGCAGCCUAUUAUGAAAAACAACAGGCGUUUGUUACCACCAGGCGAGAAACCUUGGUAGCGAGUGCCAUCAGAAAAGCAUGAAAACUGCUUUGUGAGGCUAACAGCGAUCAUGAAUAUUAUGUUAGCCAGAGCAACAAUCUGUGUAUAGAUUUUGCACUUUGUUCUGUUAGCAGUUGACAGACUUUCCUCACAUGAUCACUAGAUACCAUCUUUUACAUGCUGAUUUAAUUUUUAAUGCAUUUCCUAUCAGAAAAUCAAUUAACUAUGCAAAGAAUAUUUGUGGAGGCUGUGCAAAGAGUCACUGUGAAAGUCUUUGAUCUGAAGACUGGUAUAUUGUUGUGGUAAGUAUUUAUGAUACUGUUCUUAUUUAAAAUAUAUAUAUAUAUUUACAUUACAUCAACUAAGUUUUUAUAAUAUUAAAGGUUAAAUAUUGAUGGAUUAUGAAUCAUUAUACAACACUCUUUAAGUUUCCAACUACUGCUCAGGAAGGCCCAUCCAGGAAUCAUAACCUGCAACUUUUGACCCAAAACUGUAGCUGUUUGUCUUCUUCUCAAAAUAUAUUUGUAACAUCUUUAGGAGGGUGUUUGUGGCCUUUGAUACUAACUACCUGUAACUCCCAUGGUUGCAUCUGUGGUGCUGUCCUAUCGUUGCCUUAAUGGGGAUUUCUGAGAAAAUUGCACAAAGAAUUUGGAGUGGAACUUGUGGAUUAUAUGUGUUGGAUGACAAGAAAUUAUUUUGAUAAGAAAUGGUUUAUGUUCCUGUUCCGCCAUACAAAUGGGAUGCAGUUUGAAACGUGUUUUAUAAUCAUAUAUUUGUGUCUAUUUUGAUAUACUUGUACUGUAUGUGUGGUUUUAAGUGAUGUAUAGGACAUGUUGAAUCAUGGAAAGCAUACGUUCUUUCUAAUGUUUUUAUGUAUUUGUCAUCUCAAAGUGUAUCGCUGUGGUCUUACAGUAAUUCAGUUUUCAUUCAGCAAUAUUUUUGGUAGCAACAUUUAUAUGAUUAGUAAAGUCCUGUGGGAAUUAUCCAAUCAAUAAAUAUAGUACUAUGCCAUA